This is a messenger RNA of Trichomycterus rosablanca, 1636 nucleotides long. It is a transcript of the gene cbx4, whose product is annotated as chromobox homolog 4 (Pc class homolog, Drosophila). The transcript has 5 exons. Lineage: Eukaryota; Metazoa; Chordata; Actinopteri; Siluriformes; Trichomycteridae. Gene Ontology annotation, cellular component: PRC1 complex. The record is from RefSeq and is a predicted model, not a curated record. Gene Ontology annotation, biological process: negative regulation of transcription by RNA polymerase II; protein sumoylation. Gene Ontology annotation, molecular function: SUMO binding; SUMO ligase activity. Bases 92 to 1618 code for a protein of 508 amino acids.
GCCAGUAGCUGUAUAACUCGAUUGAAAAUCCUGUAGUGACCGCCGAAGCAUCAACGAGGAGAAAAUCGCUUCGACAGGCUCGGAGCUGGAAAUGGAUCUACCUGCCGUCGGAGAGCACGUCUUCGCGGUGGAGGGCAUCGAGAAGAAGCGCACACGGAAGGGUCGAACCGAAUAUCUGGUGAAGUGGAGAGGAUGGUCGCCCAAGUAUAACACAUGGGAACCGGAGGAGAACAUCCUCGACCCGCGCCUUCUCGUCGCCUUCCAAAACAGGGAGAGACAAGAGCAGCAAAUGGGAUAUCGCAAAAGGGGGCCUAAACCUAAACAUCUUCUCAUCCAGCUACCUGCAUUUGCACGAAGAUCUAGCAUCCUCGCAGAUCUUCAUGACUCAUCCCCGGACGAAGAGAACCAGCUGAAAAUCGAUUCCCUUCAGAUUCACCGAUCACAGCCUCAGCAUUACCAGCUUAACAGCAAAAAACAUCACCAGUACCAGCCCAACAGCAAGGAGAUUCCAGCUGAAGCACAAACAAAUGGCAAGAAGAAGCACUUUUACCAGUUAAACAGCAAGAAGCACCACCAUUACCAGCCAGACCCCAAGAUGUAUGACCAACUAACCACAAAGCCUAAAGAGGUCAAAGGGCAUGACUGCUCUAUUAAGGGCUGGAAGCAUUCUCAAGCCCUGCAACAGAAAUGGCUGCAUGACAAGGACACUGGCAACCUAAAUAAAGUGAAGGAUCUGGCCAUGGAACAUAGUCAACUACCUGCUACUACAAACAAAGAGGAGCACAAGCUAAAGACAAACUUCAAAGAGUCGUCACUUUCCAGUGCUGUCAGCAGUAAGAUGAAGAUCAUCAGGAACAAAAACAAAAAUGGCCGAAUUGUCAUUGUCAUGAGCAAGUACAUGGACAAUGGGGUCCAGUCAUCCAAAGCAAAGCAUGCAGAUUCUUCUAAAAUGGAAAAACCAAAGCACACUGAGGAAUCUAUGAAUGACAUUAAUGGCAAUCUUGUAGAAGUAACUUCAGGACAGGAGAUUGACACUUCUAACAAUUCCGGAGAUUCUUUAAGCGAAAUUGUUCAAACUGGACCACACAAAACGUUUGACCUUUCAAAAGCAAAACUUGACUCUGAAACUGGCCACAGAAUGGAACAAGAACAGGAUAAAACUGAUUUAUCACCUAGGACAGACGACUUAUCCCAAAGGGACUCAAACAACAACCAGACCAACCAUCGAAAACGGAAUCUAUCCGAGCCUAAAGAGGCUGGCAGCGAUUGUAAGAGGUUUCUAAGCUCCAGGAGUAUCAGUGCUCCCAAUCCGGUCAUUGUUUCCCCUCAGAGGGAACCUAUCGACCUGAACUGUUCUGGCCAAAACACCAGCAGUGACUUUAGCCACAACUUAACUGAAGCCUUUCCUGAUGAACCGAUUGACUUGAGCUGUGGUAGGACAAGGCUUCAUGCAGAAGCUGCUGUAGAGACCCACACUAGAGUUGAGAAUGUUUCUGAGAUGUCUAGCAAGUCAGAAGAACCAGUCAGCUAUUUUAAGCCAUUUUCAGGUAACAUUAUCAUAACGGAUGUCACCACGAACUGUUUGACUGUGACCUUUAAAGAAUAUGUUUCCAUUUAAUGCCUUUCAAGUGAUACA